ACAGUUGAACACCGCCUGUCACCACGCACAUCAGACAGAACAGCCAGCCCCGUGAGGACGUCAUAGCGUUUGCUGUGAUGGGAGUUAGGCUGGGACAUUUCGCUCAAUAUGUGGCUGUUGUUUUCUACGCACGGUAAUGUAGACAUACGUUCCAGCAGUGAACAUAGUUAAUUUAGUAUACCGAAUAUCUCAAGACAUGGCUGUUGUCAAACUGUGUCAGCCUUUUACAACAUAACAAUGACAUUUCAUCCUGAGCAUGUCAUUCAUAAUUAGACAAAGAAUAAGCAGGUGUAUGUUGUGCUUGGUAUUCAUACACAUGUUCUCCAAGUAUCAGCACAGCUAUAACGUUCUGGAAACAACAUUAACACAAGGGAUGCCGGCCUGGCAACAACAUUAACACAAGGGAUGCCGGCCUGGCAACAACAUUAACACAAGGGAUGCCGGCCUGGCAACAACGUUAACACAAGGGCUGCCGGCCUGGAAACAACGUUAAACGUUAACAAGAGGGCUGUCGGCCUUGGAAACAACGUUAACACAAGGGCUGCCGGCCUGGAAACAACGUUAACACAAAGGAUGCCGGCCUGGAAACAACAUUAACACAAGGGAUGCCGGCCUGGCAACAACGUUAACACAAGGGCUGCCGGCCUGGCAACAACGUUAACACAAGGGCUGCCGGCCUGGCAAAAACGUUAACAAGAGGGCUGCCAUGGAUCAGAUGUCAACAUGACCGCCAAGUCAAAAACAGGGACCUCGCCGGGUUCCCCGGGAGGUAUAUUACGCCAAAUCAUAGAGUCUACAAGACAGUACAUCAACGCUUUCGACCCGGCAUACCAUGUUUCAACAUAUGCUGAAAGGGCAGCAAUGCGGAUACUGGAGCAGUCAGGGUCCAUCUACAUCACAGGAAAGUCCGGUUCUGGAAAAACUAGAACAGGAAUAUCGAUACUAGCAGCAAUGUCAAACAAGACAAACAGGAUACCAAUGAUCCUUACCUCUGCCAAACAUUGGAACUAUAUUCCGCAGAAGAAAGUCGGCAAGGAAAGGUACAUAAUCAUGAUUGAUGAUAUAUUUGGAUCUUGCAAUUUAGUCAGUGCAAGAGUUGAUGAAUGGUCAAGGCAGUUUGACAUGAUGUGCCCCUCUGUUGAGUCAGGUCAUGUCCUCCUUGUAUUAGUGUCAAGGAGUGGCAUUGGGGCACAUCAAGUUCCGUCUUUAAGAAAAUACAAAAUCAUGCAGAAUACAAGCGUAAUAGACCUGGAUGAAGGGCCGUAUUCCUUGAGAAAUUAUGAAAAGGUAAAAUUGGUCAGGAAGUAUACCAGGGCAACUGGUGCUGAGCAAGAAGACAUACAGAAAAAAGUUGGUCAAUAUACAGCCCUUGGAUUCCCUCAGUGUUGUGCCUUCUUCCAUACAAUCAGGCAUACCCAUGUUAAAGGUAUUGAGUUUUUCAAGAGACCGUAUGAGUUCAUUGCAGAGGAAGUGAAAGUCCUUAAAGAGACUGAUCAUCUAGGAUAUUAUGUUCUGCUGAUAAUUAUCAUGAUGAACAAUAGUCUUGACAGAAAACUCCUUUCCAAUCCCACAGUAGAAUUCAAUCAGUUACGAGAACAUAUAAGAGAUGCUUGCACCUGCUUCACCUCUAAUCCUUCGUGUCAGAAAAUACAAGGAAAGGCCGACUCUCUCUCUGGAACGUAUCUGUCCAACACAAAUCAAAGGUAUACAUUCAGUCAUCAGUCUAUAUUUGAAGCUGUCCUCCUUAAUGCAGCUGAAGAUAACAAAGAACUGUUUCUCCAAUAUUGUCCAAUACAAACACUUCUCGAGUUUGUAUCACUAAAUAAGGAUUGCAGUAACAUUUGUUUGUGCAUAGAAGAGGACGAUUACAACUGUUUGGUUUCUAGAAUUACAGAUAUAAUACUAUCCGAUGGCUGUCAUUCAAUCUUAUCUCAUGCAGCUCUUCGCCAUCCUCGAUUUCUUGAAUAUUUAUCUGAUACAUGGGAUGAGGACACCAUAUUUCAAAUAUCCAACCAUGCUGCCACUCCACAGAAUGUGACGUUGAUCGUGGCUGAUAUGAACAUAUUUAACAUGUUUUCAGACCCAUUGACUUUCUUCGGCUCAAACUUUCUUAACGAAGAAGUCAUAUUCACAUAUAAAUAUGCAGUCUCUUUCUUUAUAAUGCAAAAGCUUUCAGUACUGGUGAAACUUGUCCUACAUAGCAUCGAUAAUCAGAAGGUACACGAAGAAGCGCUGAAUUGUGCUCUGUACAUGCAAGACCGCGUUACAAUUGACUUCCUGCUUGGGCAAAAGGGGACUAUUUCACUUGAUUGCAUGACGAUAAUAUGUUGCAUUCGUGAUGCUGACCAACGUAUAACCAAUGACAUAUGCCGUCACUUUGAGGCUGAACAUGAGUGUCCAUCCAACCCAGAAAAACACCUUUCAUUGGCUGUUCGACAUGGGAACAUCAGGGCUGUGGAGUUUCUUGUCAAGAACAUGUCAGGAUUGCAAAACUGCGGUAAAAUAUAUUUUCGGUGCCUUGAACAGUUGUUGUUUCAGUGUGACAGGGGGUGUAGACAUAUGUCCCCUGUCUCAAGCAGUGCCAUACCAGUGCUUGAACUCAUGACAAUACUAUUGAGCAUACAGACAACGUUUCCUUACCAGAACCUACUACUAUCAGCUUCCGCCCAUGAUACUUCGUUAGCACUUGAAUGUUUGUUAAAUCAUGCAGAAGCAUCAAUGAUAACACCGGAUAUAGAGGAAGUAAUGGAGAAUGCUGCUUUAAAUGGAAUAACUGACAACUUGAAUAUUCUCCUGAAGAAAGAAAUACGUUUCAAAAAGACCAUUUUACUUAAUGCUGCAAAAUCGCAAUAUCAGAGUGGAGAUAAAACAACACUCUUAUUAGAAGCCUUUCGUAAGGCUGCUCAUAGUGAGGAACAGUUGCAAGGAAAUCAAAAACAAAAUGAUAGCAUGUUUGGUGUCAACAUGGAAGAUGAGAAUAAAAACAGUCCUCUUCACUUAGCAGCUUUACGUGGAGAUGCUGACUGUGUUGGAGUCUUGCUGCAGGCUGGUGCUGACAGCAAUCAUAUGAACAAAGAUGGAGUUACACCUUUACAGUGUGCAACCUUAACAGGUAGCACGGAAUGCAUAAGAUGUUUCAUGCAAACAGUAAAGGGUCAAAUUGAAGUUUCUGAUCCAAUUGAGCUUGUUAGUCCUGCUCAUAUAUGGCAUGAUGGGUCAUUAAGGUCCUUCCCUUCAUUGACGACGAGAAGAUUUCUGAUGAAUUCAACUGGAAAUAAACCGAAAGCUCUCUUAGAUCUACUGCUUGGUAAGGCAAUGAGCCUAGAAACUCCAGACGAAGUUGGUAGAACACCCAUGUUUUAUGCCACCUUGUUUUCAGAUCUGCCUUUAGUUAAGCAUUUAUCAAGACUUGGGGCAAGACUGGACGUACAAGACUGCAAUGGGAGGACAGUUCUACACGAGGCAGCAAGGAAUGCGGAUUUUGAAACAUUCAUGUUUUUAUGUGAGAGUGCUGGCGAGAUAGAUGUAAAAACAUUCACUGGUCAGACAGUCGUACAUGAAGCUGCGGAGUCCAGGGACGAUGCUGUAGAGAAACUUAAGUAUCUGCUCAGUGUAAGAAAUGUUUCACUGACUUGCGACGAUGAAGGCAGAUCUCCCUUGUUUAAUGCAGUCCACACAGAUGACAUCGAAGUUGUAGGAUAUCUUGUAACUAAUGGGCUUAGAUGGGACGUUAGUGACAAAUCAGGAAUGAAUCUUUUGCAUGAAUCAUGCCUGCAUGGGAGCAUUGCCAGUUUUCAGUAUUUGCUAACCUUGAAACAAUUGGAUGUUAACGCACAAACAAUGAUCGUUGGAAAUCAUCACGGAAAUACUGCACUACAUUUUGCGAUCUGCAGUACUGCCCUGACAAACAGUGUGAUGGUGGCUGCUCUUAUUGAACAUGGGGCCGAUGUUCAUAUAAGUAAUAGCCUGGGCAGAACACCUUUACAUGAAGCAGCACAGAUAGUGACAUUUAGAAAAUUCAGUCCUAAACAGAGGCAUGAAAUGAUGCUUGAGAAGUCGUUAGGACAAUCAAUUAAACGACAAAACCAAGAUGUAAUUAAACUUGUCCAACUUGUCUUAGACAAAAGCGUUGAUAUAAACAAUGCUGACAAUGCAGGUGACACAGCACUACAUCUCAGUCUGAAGACCUUAGUGAAUUCACAUCUCACAAAGUUGUUGUUAGAUAAGGGGGCUUGUGUGCACGUUAAAGGGUGCCAUGGUGAGACACCACUUCACUGCGCAGUUCGUUGUCGGUGUUCUCCAAGUAUUAUCGAGCUGCUGCUGGAGAAAGGAUCUGAUCCUAAUGCACGAGAUGACCAGGGCAGAACAACUCUCCAUUUGGUAGUGGUAAAUGUCUACACUGAGAUUGUGAAAGUGUUGGUUAAGCAUGGGGUAGAUCUACAGGCCCAGGAUAAAGACGGAAACACGGUGCUGCAUCAUUCUGCUCUCAACGCACCGCGUGGGAGGACAAGGCUGAUGGAAGUUCUGGUGGCCACAGGCGUUAACCCACAUAUUCUAAACAAGGACGGGAAAUCUGCUUAUAACCUAACUAUUUGAUACAAAUAUAUAGGUAACCCUACUCGACAGACAGAAAUUAUUAAUGUGUGAGUUAUAAAUGUGCAAGUUAUAAGUGUGAAGUCACCGUGUCGUCGAAGUAUGGCCAUUGGUAUGGGUUCACCGUCACUUCCUGUCGUCAGAGGCCACGUAGUGGUUUACGUAGUGACUCACAUUAAUUGAACAUGCUGGCCAUGGACAUGCGGACGUGCAUUGUGCUGAGAGUGAGUGAGUGAGUGGG
Messenger RNA from Haliotis rufescens (red abalone), 4834 nucleotides. Its product is annotated as ankyrin-2-like. The transcript has 3 exons. Bases 724 to 4596 code for a protein of 1290 amino acids. Lineage: Eukaryota; Metazoa; Mollusca; Gastropoda; Lepetellida; Haliotidae. Gene Ontology annotation, molecular function: protein binding. The record is from RefSeq and is a predicted model, not a curated record.